Molecule: messenger RNA, 381 nt
Organism: Physella acuta
Lineage: Eukaryota; Metazoa; Mollusca; Gastropoda; Physidae
Source: RefSeq, a predicted model, not a curated record
AUGGAUGAGGAGAGGAAGACAAGACAGCAAGACAGGACAAGAAGACAGGGCAGGAAGACAGGACAGGAAGACAGGAAGACAGACAGGAAGACAGACAGGAAGACAGGACAGGAAGACAGGACAGGAAGACAGGACAGGAAGACAGGACAGGAAGACAGGACAGGAAGACAGGACAGGAAGACGGGACAGGAAGACAGAACAGGAAGACAGGACAGGAAGACAGGACAGGAAGACAGGACAGGAAGACAGGACAGUCUCAAGCAAAUCACAGUAACAUUAAGGGACUUUGACGAUGACGACGACGAUGAUGAUGAUGAUGAUGAUGAUGGUGAUGAUGAUGUUAAAGAUGAUAAUGUUGAUGAUGACGAUGAUAAACCAUAA